Messenger RNA from Hypomesus transpacificus, 2664 nucleotides. RefSeq lists its product as uncharacterized. Lineage: Eukaryota; Metazoa; Chordata; Actinopteri; Osmeriformes; Osmeridae. Gene Ontology annotation, molecular function: DNA binding. Gene Ontology annotation, biological process: DNA integration; DNA recombination. The record is from RefSeq and is a predicted model, not a curated record.
AUGUGGACCUGGCCGACCUCCUCCUCCCCUCCCAGGUUUCCGCCCCCCGCACCAUCGACGGGGCUUGCGGCCCCGUCUUGCUCCGUCACCCCGGCGCCGGGAGCUCACGCCUGCGGAGUUGCCUACGCCUUCUCCCUGUACCGGGACGUCGUCUGCUCCUCCUUCCCUGGGCGCCGUACGGAGCUCGACGACUACCUCGCCCUGGUCCUUCAGCUCGCCCUGCAGUUCGGGGGCUCCGGCUUAUACACCUACCACGUCCGGUUCGCCUUCGAUGCCGCAGGGCGGCUGCAGCACUUUAACGAGUCGACCUACUGGGGCGUGCUGGACAGUGAGGCCUAUUGCCGGGUCUUCGCCGCCCAGUCCGCUCUGCCCUGUUCCCUGUGCGGCGCCCCCUCCCAUCCUUCGCUGGAGUGCACGGGCUUCGUGAUUGGCCCGUUCGCCUCUCCCCCAUUCCCUAACUACCGGGUGAGCCCCAUCAGGGUCGCCACCUGGAAGUACUACAAGCAGAGACUAGUAAUUGACCUCUCUGCUCCCUGUCGUGGCCCCGUCCCCAGCAUCAACGGCUUGAUUCCCAGCCCGGACUACUCCCUGGCUUACACCACCAUAGACCAUGCCAUCUCCCUCAUCCGCCUGGCCGGCCGUGGCGCCUGGCUGGCUAAGGCCGACAUCACGACCGCAUUCAAGGUCCUUCCCAUCCCAGACUACUGGGCUUUCUUUGGGGUCUGCUGGGAGGAUUCCUACUACUUCGCUGUCCGACUGGCAUUCGGCUGCAAAAGCAGCCCGCGCUUGUUUGACUGCCUCUCCAAAGUGCUCUGGAUCCUCCUUAAUGAGUCCAAGGUUCCGUUCCUUGUCCAUCUUCUGGACGACUUCCUCACCAUCAGCCCCCCUUCAUCCCCACCGGCGCAAGGCCUCCACGCACUCACCACGGUGUUCUCACAAAUGGGUGUCCCCCUAUCCCUGGAAAAGACAGGGGACUCUGUGGCUUUCAAAGCUUCACUCCCCACCGACAAACUGGACCGCAUCACUCUCCUUCUUUCCAACUACCUGAUCACUCCCACCUGCACCAAGCGCCAACUCCUCUCCCUUCUCGGCCACCUCAACUACGCCCUCCGCAUCAUCCCCCAAGGCCGCUCCUUCAUAUCCCACCUCCUUCUCCUGGCUUCAUCUGUACAGUUGCUCCACCACACCAUCACACUGAAAGCCUCCUGUCUCAUGGAGUUGGAGCUCUGGCAUCAUCUCCUUUCCCACUGGAACAGCAUCACUUUCUUUUAUAACGAUCUCGUAUCCAACCCCAACGACAUGCAGCUCUUCACCGCCGCCGCCCCCUCUUCUGGUUUCGGCGGCUAUCAUAACGGCCGCUGGUUCUCCUCCCCAUGGCCUUCCGAGUUCCCUUCCUGCCCUUCUCCCUCACUGGCCCCCUCAUCCACACUUCACGAGGUCUACCCCAUCAUCAUCGCCGCCAUGUAUGAUAUUCAGGCGCUUGGCCCCAGAGGCGGACCCCCUUCCCACUUCGGUCCCUCUGUAUUCCUCUACGACCUUCCCGUAACUGCACCCCUCCACAACCUCCACCUCCGUACCCAGGACGUUAUCCUCCAAGGUCUGUCCCCCCGUACACUCUCCCCCUACUGGACAGCCUGGAAGUGCUUCAAGUCCUUCCACACCAUUCACCACCUCACAUUCCCCUCAUUCAACCUCCUCACCAGCUUCAUCUCAUACGGUCACGCGCACCUCUCUAUCCGCACUUCCACCAUUCACACAUACCUCAGCGGCAUCAACUUCUUUUGCAAGUUGCUCUCCGGUUCCCCCUGCACUGCCAUCUCCAACAGCCAGACCUCCCUUCUCAUGAAGGGUCUGAAGCGCCUGGAACCCUGCUCUCCCUCUGCACGACUCCCCCUCACUGCCGACCUACUAGCCGCCUGCAUCACCACACUGCGGUCUGGCUGCUCCUCCCCUUCCACUGACUCCACCCUAGACGCUAUGUUCCUCCUGGCCUUCUUCAGCUUCCAGAGGUGCUCCGAAUUCACGUCCACCUCCUCCACCUUCUACCCUUCUGCUCACCCAUGCGUCUUAGACAUCACUCUACACUGCCCCGAUUCACUCAUUUUCUCCCUGAAACGCAAGACCAAUCAGAGCGGGCCAGCAGUUCCCAUCUUCCACUUCCGCCUCAAUUUUCCCCUCAGCCCCUUCGAGUCACAACAGAAACUCAUUCACUCCAAAUCCGGAAACCACACCCUCCCAUCCAGCCCAUUAUUCAUCACGGAAUCAGGACUCGUCGCCUACCGGUUCUGGUUCCACCAUCAUCUCUGCCUCAUCCUCAGCAAAUCAGGUAUAGACCCCACACACUAUUCAGCACAUUCCUUCCGACUCGGCGCUGCUUCCUUUGCUUCCAGCCAGGGCGUCGCUGACCACACUAUCCAGCUUCUGGUUGCUGGUCCUGUCAGGCUUACCGCCUGUACGUUAGGACCAACCUCCCCGAUCUCCACCACACUCAGGCUCUCAUCAGCCUCGCUGCAGCCCGCACAAGAGUAUGUUCCUUUUGGGGAUCGAUCGAACCGCCGCUCGGCCGUGACCCUUAAGGACUCUCCGCCACACUCCGAGUCCAUACCCGGUAACAAUACACGCACCAUCCACAUCACCUCCACCACCAUUCCCUGUAUCCCCUAA